This is a messenger RNA of Ictalurus furcatus (blue catfish), 5033 nucleotides long. RefSeq names its product zinc finger protein 831 (gene znf831). The record is from RefSeq and is a predicted model, not a curated record. The coding region runs from base 891 to 5033 and encodes 1380 amino acids. NCBI's taxonomy places the organism in Eukaryota, Metazoa, Chordata, Actinopteri, Siluriformes, Ictaluridae. The transcript has 3 exons.
CAUGAUCACAGAUGGUGCCUCUCGUCAACUAAAUAAAAAUGAUGAAUUUAGACGCCAACCACUUGUUUGAAAAAUGAAGAAGAAAAAAAUGGACAGAAAGAGGAGAAAAAUACACCCGCGCAUGUUCUACAUCCACACAUGGCUAGCUACAGUCCUUCUCUCUUCCCUAUGUGUGUGUGUGUGUGUGUGUGUGUGAGUGUAUGUGAGUGUGUAUGAGUGUGUGGGUGUGUGUAUGCGUGUAUGUGAGUGACUGAGAGAGAGAACCAGAGCCAGAAGUCAGAUUCUGACUAACAGUGCUGAGUGCGACUGCCAAUGAAUGUGAGAGUGUGUGUGCAUGGGUGUGUGUGUGUGUGUGUGUGUGUGUGUUUGUGUGUGUGUGUGUACAUGAGUGUGUGUGUGUGUUUGUGUGGGGAGGCAUGUUCAGUUCGAGGUAAGUCUGCAUGUCAGCUCACUUCCUCUUUUUAAACAUGGAUUUUGUAGUCACUUUCAGUUCUGUAUUCUCUCCAUGUCUCUACUGUUGUUUUAUUUUGAUCGUUAUCACUCUAUCAUCGUCAUCAUCGUCAUCAUCAUCAUCAUCAAUCAUUCUUACUUCUCUGUCUCUCUGCAUGAUCUCUCUCUCUCUUUGUCUCUUUUUGCAUCACUUUGUGGUGUCUCCAUCAUCUACUAACACUUGCAUGAAUGACGUCCUGUAUUUCCUCCAUCACUAAAACAAACGAUUGAGACAAAAGAGGAACAGGGCCUGAGCAGAAGAGGGUGGCACGCUUGUAAUACGCACUCCGAGGUCAGUUAACGGAUUCCCUCGGUUCAUGGACAAAAGCUGGAGCAGCUUUUUAAAUAAGUUUUGGUAAUUAGCAGGCUCGGUCUCUGAACAUUACGAGGGUGCUGUUACCAUGGCAACUGGCAAGCAAGGCUUUGUGAGAGCUACUGAGCCUCAGCAUUCGGUCUCCGUACAGAGAGAGAAAGAGACGCACGUUCAGGCCCCACUACCAGCCAUGUAUAUCCAAGCGGUGUCCGGCCUGCCAUCCUACCCUCAGGCCCAGCCAGCAGCCGUGCAGGAUGCAGCGGUCAUUCCUCUGUCCAUGCCGAUGAUGUAUGCCAACCAGACUCUGCCCUUUCUGACUCUGCACAUAGCCAGUGGGGCAGGUCUCCAGCAGCAGAGGCCAGAACCUCCAGUGUCUUCUUCCAGACAAAAAACUUCGGGGAAGCACGUGUGCCCACAUUGUGGAAGGGACUGCCUGAAACCCAGUGUGCUGGAAAAGCACCUACGCUGCCACACCGGCGAGAGGCCAUAUCCUUGCGCCACCUGUGGCAUCUCCUUUAAGACACAGAGCAACCUCUACAAACACAAGCGGACCCAGGCCCAUGCUCGUCUCUCCAGUGAAUCUGGGAAGGGAACCUUCAGCAGCCAGGAGAGCACUGAAAGCUCAAAAGAUAAUUGCUCUAGUUCCUCACUGGAAUUACAAAAUGAAGAUUCAGAUGAUGCAAAGAGGAAAGAUAGUGUUCUUUCCACUGUGGCAACGAGCACAGGCAGAUCAGAAGAGGUCAAGACAGGCUCUGAGACAGAGUGGGCUUUAUGUAAAGCUGCAGUGGUUGGAGUUAUUGCUUCACCAGCACAUGGGCAACAAGUAAUUUCGCAUACUAUAACCCAGAGGGUACCUCAAUUAUCAUCUGAUGCUGCACCAAUACAGGCAAAAAGCCCAAAUCGAGAUGGAUGUGCUCCACUGACUCCAAAUCGCACUCCUCUUCAGAGGCAGGAGGCGCUCUUCCCUAAGUCUCAAAGCCAUGACAGCACAGACUCAGGCUUCAGUGAAAGCAACGAACAACACUCGACUGCCAGUCCUGGCACUGCCGUGCACAAUUCCAGCAUGGAACUGGAAGAACCUGAAACCUCUGAGAAACUCUCCGAUGUUGGCACUGAUGACAUCAAAAGCAAAGUGUCACUUCAGGAGAAGCAAAAUCUAGAGAAACACAUCUUGAAGCUGAUCUCUGAAAACAGCGUGGUAAUGGAUGACAAACACCUGGUGAACGUGCGGCCGAGAAAGACGGUGUUGUCAAAACAAGGCAGCAUUGAUCUUCCUAUGCCAUACACUUACAAAGACUCAUUCCACUUUGAAAUAAGAAGCAGCAAGCACCAAGUAUCCGGUUCACAAACGCAAGACAGAAACUGUAGGGCUUUUUACAGCUCUAUGCCUACGCAACAUUCUACCAGCUUGGAACAUGCACCAUUGACCCGUAGCAGUUCUUUACCAUUUAGCAUGGGCAUUCAGAACAGUGACAGCAUGGUUUCGCCCUAUCAAGUAGACAACGUUCCGCUGAGCAGGAGGUGUAGUGCAGGACACAUCUACCCAUUUAAGUCAGUAGAUCAACACACACCCAGCCAUCGUUCACUGGUCAGACAAGUAGCAGUGGAUGGUUUAUCUGCAGUGGAAGGAUCUCUAAUGGAAAGAGGCAGUCUUAGUAGCCUCAGUUCUGAUGGAGACUGCACUGACGCGGCGUCAGAGUCAGCUGUCAAACGAUGUCGUAGGAAGAAAGCACAAAAGUUUGCCUACAAUAAAUGGUACAUGUAUGGAGGUGGGACAUUCAAGAAGCUCUACAAUAUAGAGAAAGACUCUGUAUUGAAGAGCAGAAAGUCCACACUUAGCCCCGAGCAAUCUGAAAGCCAGGGGAUUCAAAUAAGCCAACAGAAAAAUAGCAAUUCGACUGCAUCUGCAUCUUUGAGCUAUACUUCCUGCUCUGCUCCAAGUCUGACUCCUGUUGCUAAUGUCCUCACAGCACAGACACCCAGUCAGGUUCUUUCCUCUUAUGUACUUGUACAAAAUACACCAAUGAAACAAUCAACUGGGCAACCCCAGCAAAGUCUGACCAAGCAAGCUAAUGUUCCAAGCUCAGACUUGAGUAUGGUGAUGAAUGCAAUAAAAGGGACAGAAGAAAUAGGCAGAUCACCAGAAACACAACGUUCAACUCCAAUACCUUCAGAGAGGAAAAAGCAAAAGACAGAUGAACAUCUUUCAGCCCUUGUCGAAAAUACAGAAGCCCUAAUAAGGAUGCAGCAAUGUACAAGCCAACAGGUAAAUGCCAACCUAUGCCAAUCUUUACAAUCAGAGUGUGGGGAUGUGCCCCAAAAGUCACUGCAAAGGGACAAUGGGUUAAGUCUUAACAGGCAAGGCAGUUUCACCAAUCUGUCUUCCUCCUCAAAUCAGAGACAGGUCCUUUUCAAGAGGCACAGUUCUCCACUUUUUGUAGCCAACAUGAGUGGGACAUCUGCGUCUCCUUCUGCCUCCUCCAGCAUCUCCUCAGAUUGUCAAGCCAAGAGCAGCUUUCUUCCCAAGUACCAGCUGAAGAUUCCUGUAUUGACAGAUGGCAUGUCAGAUUCUUGUCUUGGCAAAGGUUCCUCGAUGAAUCCGUCUUCACCCAGACAGAAUGUUAGUCUGAAUCAGCAACCUGCAACAACUUCACCAUCCACACCACAAAACCAGUCAACUAUGACUGUUAUGUCCCCUGGACAGGAGCAAGAUACUUUGUGUAUAACAGCCACAACAAAUGCAACGUCUACGACAUCUGUCAUGUACAGUUGCCAGAAUGCAAAUGCCUACACAUCGACCUACACCUCUACGUCAGUUUCAUUAGCAUCUCCAUUAGCAUUCACAGGACGAAGUGUCACCAUUAGCACAACACAUAGCUCGAUCUCACCCGUUAGUCACUCAUCUACAUCAACAAAAAGCAGCCAGGUCUAUGCUGGAAAUGUGCCAUCUCUACAAGACAAUCCUGUUACAUCUGUAGUAAUCCCAACACAAUUACCUGGAGGUACACCUGCACCGGUACUUCCGAGCUCUACAGAAGGCAUUCCUUUGGAGAUAAGCAGCACUGAGAUCCAGAGAUCUCAGGACACUUUUUACAUGCAAACAGCAGACCUCCAGAUAGUCAUGCAACUCAUUUCAGAUGAGCAGCUUGCGCUGAUAGAACCACAGAUUGAAACACAUGACUAUAAAACUACUGGAAGUGAUUGUUUUCUCAACAAAGCUCCAGAAAGAUCUGGGACUUACACAACCCAAAGAGGUGUUUCACAGGAAAUACAUAAACAAUGCUCUGGUGAUACAGUAACACAGGUAGCUAUCGAACAGGGAAAUGUAAACAGGAGUGUGCUCAGCAACAUCCCAGACAUAACACUCAUGCCAUUUGGAUCAACAGUUACAGAACACAUGGCAAAGAGUACAAAAAGUGCUCAAGAUGUUUAUUUAACAAACACUGUAACUAAAGGAGUCAUUUCAAGGUCACCUUCCAAAUCAGAGCACGAUGUUUCAACUUUACUGGACAGCAGGACAUUGGGACAACAGUGUAAAUUGUUAAGUUCAACAGCUGAGGACAGUGCGGUGCCAAAAGACCCAGAGACUGUAGGGUGUAGUAUUAGUGCAAGAUCAUAUCUUAAACAAAAUCCGAGCGAGAAAUUGAGCAAACCUUCAGCAGACAAAUCCACGGCAAAAAGUGAGUCAGAGGUCAGCAAAUGUUUUGCGCAUGACCAGAUCUUUAGAAACUAUUCAAAAUCCAUAAUAUGCAGCACUCAGCAGAGUUGUCAAGACACUACAGGCAGCCAUGGGACAAUUCAUACAGUUUUGGCUUCUACCAACAAUGCAGCAACAUCCUCUGAGGGCAAAGUCAAAGUUGCAGCUUUUUCAGAAAUAUCUGAAAGAAGCCCAAACCAUCAGCGUGUGCAAACGACUGUUCAACAGCACAAAUCACUUCUCUUAACAAAACCUGGAGAAAAACAGACUACUGAAACAAACACAUCAUGUAUCUCUGUGGCAUCUUCAGUUCUGGGUCUACCACUGACCCCCAUUUCAGCUUCAAACCAAGUUGAACCAAUCCAACCCAAAUCAUGUCAGUCAUCAGGUGCCUCCUUGGCCACGGCAAGAGUGAUUAGCUCACGGAGUGUAUUAGCGUGCCGGGUAUGUCCACAACAACCUUUAAACCAGACAGGUGCAUGCAGUGUAGACAGGUCAAAGUAUGAAGAAAAUCAAACCUCCGCUUCAGUUUGA